Messenger RNA from Funneliformis mosseae, 2886 nucleotides. The record is from the annotation of a GenBank genome assembly. Lineage: Eukaryota; Fungi; Glomeromycota; Glomeromycetes; Glomerales; Glomeraceae.
AUGAAAAGUAUCAUAGCGGGAUUACUAGCGUUAUUGAUAAAGGCAACGAAUGAAGGAAAAUCUCGUGAGCAACUUCCUUCAAUUCUAGAUAGUUUUUUAUCAUCACACAACGUCGCUAUUGAAAAAAAUAUUGUUGACGCUGGCAAAAAAGAUGUUGAUUCGCUAACUGAACAGAAAAUCAUACAACAAUGGAAAUUGAAUUAUGGUUUAUUUUGCGAUGGAGCUAGCAUCCAACCAAGUAAAAAGGCUGUUUUGGUUGAUGAUGGUGAUUUGGAUAUAAAUUUGUAUAAAGGGAUGCCUAUAGUUUUUAUUAAUACAAACAAUCCUGAUUGUUCUACAAGCCCACUCACUAUAGAGAAUCAUAACUGUGGGAUUUAUUCGGAUGUGUGCAUUAAUUUCCCGGUCAUUGAAAUCACUUAUAAAGCCGAUCAAUUAGAAUCUUUUUCAAAAUUUACGGAUGAUGAAGUAUUACACGAAUUAUAUGGCCAUUUUAUUGCAAAAAAAAUUUUAGCUGGUGGACAGUUACUUAUUAAAAAUUUCAGCUUAGCGGCACCGUCACAAAGAGAAAUUUUGAAAUUUUAUAUAAUUUGGGCAUAUAAUUUGGCUAAAAAUAAUAACGAAACUCCGUUCGAUAAUAAUUCUUUUUACUUGAGUUUUUUACCAAGAAUAGAAACUUCAAAAGGUGUGGCGUUAGACACACUUCAAAAAUUAUCAAAUUGGCUAAGAAAAUUAUAUCAGGAUAACAUAAUAAAUAUUAUUUCUUAUGAAGAUCUUGUUUCUAUAAAAGGUGAAAUAUCAUCAGAUAAACAUCCUGGAAUUGCUAAUUAUAAAGAAAAGUUAGGGUUGGAAAUGUGGGUUGGAAAUGUGGAAUAUGUUAAGUUAGCAAAAUGGAUCAAAGAUUUUCACCCAUUUCUAGGUCUUGCAAUUAACAAAUCAAAUGAAGUAGAAAGUAGCAAGAAAUUUGCCAUUAAUUUUAUUGAAGUUCCCACAAUAAAUUUAAGAGAUGAAUCUUAUUUUGAACUAAUAAAUCCUACAACAAAAUUGGAGGAAAUUUUAAUAUCCAAUAAUAUUUUCUCAAUUAAAAAUUUUAGAAACUUUCCAUUUAUUAUUAUAAAUGAUGAUUUUAAUGAUAAAGAAAAUAUUCAUUUAGUAGUGAAAUAUGAACAAUACGAGAUAUUAAUAAGUAGGGAUCAUAUAAAACCUUCGGAAUUAUUUAAGAAUGCUAUAGAAGAAGCACUAAAAAGUAUGAAACCAUUUAAUGCCUUGCAAGAUGUGUUUAAUGUAUAUGGGCAUUUAUUCCCAUUAAGAAUUAUCUUAGGAAAAUCUCUUAAAAAUAUUUUAACCACAGAGAUUUUUGGUACGAUUGAAAAGAUUAAUUUAAAAUUACCAAUCUUAUCCUUACAAUCAUAUUUGAAUAAUUUUAAUAUUACAUACCUCACAACACAAAAAGGCGAAGUCGUUGAAGAAGAUGAUUGGUUUAAAAAAACAAAUAAUGAUUUAGAAAUUAUUGAAUAUGAUGAGGUAAUUUCUUUGUAUGAUGUUCUCGAAGCAGAACAAAAGAAAAAUAUAGAUUUGAUCUUAAAUAAUAAUUUGAAAGUUAUAUUGACCGGAAUAAACGAUUUGAAAGAUUUGGAUAUAGAUAAUAUCGAACAUUAUAAGCGAAUAAAUAUAGAAUUAUCAUUGGAAAAUGAAAAUUACGAAGUAUUUGGAUCAAUUAUAACAAAUGAUAAUUUAAAGUCUGAAGAUUUUUUUGCAAGAUUUAGGUUGUUCGAUGUUAAUGGAUUUUCUGUAAUGAUAAAACCUUUUAAAAGAUCGAAGGUCGAUAUCAGAACUUGUCACAUAUUGUGGAUGAUUGUUGGAAAUCCUUCGAAAUUAUCAGUUUUUAGUCCAAAUAAUCGAGAUAUUCAAGUUGAUUUCAUCGAAAGAUCUAUUGCAUUAAACGUUGAUGAUUCAUUCUAUUACAUAAAAACGCUUCCUUUAUCCAAAGGAAAUAUCAUUCUCAUUGAUGCAUACUACCCAUCAACAAAUUAUGAGCCGCAUAGUAUUUUCAAGUUAGUUGAAUGGGAAGAUGAAGCUAUUAAUUUUCAAAUAAUCAAAUCAACUUAUAAUGAGUCGAGUUUGGAUAGUUCCGAAGUUCAACAUGGUGAAAAUAUCAAUUCUUUAACAAAUAUUGAGCAUUCUGCUAAUAUAAUACUACAUAUUUGUAUACUUCAUUCUGAUUAUGGAAGUUUAAGGAUUGAUAAUCACGAAAAAGAGUGUGAUUGGGACUUAUUUGGGUAUAUUUUAACUAAAGAAAAUUUGAAUAAGAAAUUUGAAGAAAUUGAUAAAUUUGAUAGUAUUCAAAAUACAAUUGGACGCCCUUUCAUAAAUGAUGAUGUUAAAUUUGAUAGUGAUCAUUUAUCUCAGAACCGUGGCAUUGUAACUAAAGUUCCCUCAGAAAUUAUUUCCUAUUAUAACGAUGAUGAACCGAUGGAGAAGCACUUUCCUUGGAUAGACGAAUUUGGUAUAUAUGAAGAUAUUGAGUUGCUUGAUAUCACUAAGGAUAUGUACCUUGAUGAAAUCGGCAAUGAUAUAUUUGACGAGACCUCGGCCCAUAAGAAAGUUAGAUGGGGGGUAGAGCAAACAAAAUUGUUGCUUGAAUAUUUGAAAGAAAAUAAGGAAAAGGUUCGAAAUUUACGUGGUAUCAGUAGUAGUAAAUCUCUCUGGAUGGGUGCUUCCCAAAUGUUACACGAAAAUAAAUACGAAUUUACCGAUAAGCAAUGUGCAAUUAGAUAUAAAAAUCUUAGAGUGGCCAUCAAAAGUGGUUCUAAAUCUUGUUCUUCGAAGUCAGAAAUUGAAGAGAUUAUUGGAAGUGAUUUAAAGAUAAAGAAGAUAAACAAACAAUAA